This is a messenger RNA of Coffea arabica (coffee), 336 nucleotides long. RefSeq names its product katanin p80 WD40 repeat-containing subunit B1 homolog KTN80.4-like. The record is from RefSeq and is a predicted model, not a curated record. Gene Ontology annotation, biological process: microtubule depolymerization. NCBI's taxonomy places the organism in Eukaryota, Viridiplantae, Streptophyta, Magnoliopsida, Gentianales, Rubiaceae. Gene Ontology annotation, molecular function: microtubule binding. Gene Ontology annotation, cellular component: katanin complex.
AUGACAGCAAUGCUAGUUGCUACUGUGAUUAUCUAUACUGGAUUUCUUCUCAUUUGCCCUGUAAAUGCUCUUGAAAGUGAGAUGGACAGGCAUCAAAAUAUCUCAUUGGAGAUGCUUCUGAAGCUGGUCAGAGUAUUUGGGUCAGUAAUAUAUUCUUCUAUAUCAGCACCUUCAUCCGUAGGAGUGGAUAUUGAGGCAGAGCAAAGGUUGGAACGCUGCAAUACAUGCUUUGUUGAGCUUGAAAAGGUUAAGCGUUGCUUGCCUGUACUUUGCAGAAGAGGUGGUUCAAUUGCCAAGUCGGCACACGAGUUAAAUCUAGCACUUCAAGAAGUUUAG